This is a messenger RNA of Oncorhynchus masou masou (cherry salmon), 444 nucleotides long. RefSeq names its product C-type lectin domain family 4 member E-like. The transcript has 5 exons. The record is from RefSeq and is a predicted model, not a curated record. NCBI's taxonomy places the organism in Eukaryota, Metazoa, Chordata, Actinopteri, Salmoniformes, Salmonidae. The annotation marks the transcript as partial.
GUUCUCACAUCAGUGUGUAUCUCCUCAGGACCUGGGGAUUCAGAGAGAAGACUCUACAGGAUGGUUGCUGUGAGCUUUGGGAUGCUGUGUGUUCUACAAGUCACUCUCAACAUCUCCCUGAGACUAGUCUAUGACAUGAGUAUCGGAGACUCUAAAAAUAAGCAUAAGCAAACCUGUUGCUCUAAUGGAUGGAUGAGGUUUGAAGGCAGCUGUUACUACAUCUCUACUUUCUACAUCUCCACUGUGAAGAACACCUGGGAUUACGCCAGGCAGGACUGUCUGAGCAGAGGAGCAGACCUGGUUAUCAUAGAGAGCAAAGAUGAACAGGCGUUCAUCAAUGGGCUUAAAUCAGUCAGUCAUGUCUGGAUUGGUCUGACUGACUCUGUUACUGAGGGGACCUGGAAAUGGGUGAACGGCACCCCACUAACCACCCCAAGGUUCUGA